This is a messenger RNA of Callithrix jacchus (white-tufted-ear marmoset), 3412 nucleotides long. It is a transcript of the gene BORCS8, whose product is annotated as BLOC-1 related complex subunit 8. Gene Ontology annotation, cellular component: BORC complex. Lineage: Eukaryota; Metazoa; Chordata; Mammalia; Primates; Cebidae. The record is from RefSeq and is a predicted model, not a curated record.
GUCGUGCGGCAUCCGGUUUCCGCAGGGAAGGCUUAGGCGGCUGUCCCAGCCUUCUGGCUUCCGAUCCCGUUCCUAGGUUUGUCAGGCUGUGUUCGCUAUGGAAGAACCCGAGAUGCAGCUGAAGGGGAAGAAAGUCACGGACAAGUUCACUGAGAGUGUCUACGUCCUGGCCAACGAGCCAUCCGUGGCCCUGUACCGGCUGCAGGAGCACGUGCGCCGCUCCCUCCCCGAGCUGGCCCAACACAAGGCAGAUAUGCAGCGUUGGGAGGAGCAGAGCCAGGGAGCCAUCUACACCGUGGAGUACGCCUGCAGCGCCGUGAAGAACCUGGUGGACAGCAGCGUCUACUUCCGCAGCGUGGAGGGUCUGCUCAAACAGGCCAUCAGCAUCCGGGACCAUAUGAAUGCCAGUGCCCAGGGCCACAGCCCCGAGGAACCACCCCCGCCCUCCUCAGCCUGAUCCUGGAAGACACUUGGGGCUCCCCCGACCCAGGCCAUAGGCCCUUUGCCAGUCCCAGAGAUUUCCAGCCCCCGAGACAGAGAGGAGAGCCCACAUUUCCUCUGUCCUACCACGUGCCAGCAGCCUGCUUUACCCACGCACAGUCUUAGGCAGAGCCUGACAUGGCAGUUACCCACCCAUCUCUGGGACCGCCCCCGCCGAUCCACUGCCUACCUGUUGUGUGACUGAGUAAACUCACUCCCUCUCUGGUCCCUGCGUUUCCCUUCAGUAAAGGUGGCUCAUCAGGUCCCUGAGAGGGUGCAGGGUACAGAGACAAAUGUACUUCGGUGCAGUGGCUAUUGCUGCGUAACACAGCGUCCCAAAACUCAGUGGUGGUUUACAGCCCCAGUAAUUAACCUACUCAUGAUUCUGCACUUUGGGCUAGGCUCAGCUGGGCGGUUCUGCUGCUCUCCCUGGGGGUCACCGUGGGUGCUCAUGGGAGCUCAGCUGCAGCUGCCUAGUCAGAGGGAGCCCUCACCAGGGCUGUUGGCAGCAGGGGUCAAGUUUUCCUUGUGGCCUCUCCAGCAGGCCAGCCGGGGUUUCUUCUGGUGGCUGGGAGCCCAGAGGGCAGCUCCCAUGCAGAGUGCCACUUUCACAUUUGUGGGUGGCCCAUUGGUUGAAGCCAGUCACGUGGCCAGGCCCAGGACCAGAUGGGAGAGGACCACACAAGCGCAGUAUGAGCCCUGGGAGGUGCGGCUGACCAUGCUUGGAGAGUGUGGUGCCAGCAAAGACCUGACGUGUCAUCAUUCUGUAUCUGUGAUGGGCAGAUGCAGGCAGUUCCAAGGGGCACCAGGGACUUACCAAGCCCCUGCCUGUUGGCCAGUCACUGUGAUUGUCCUUGGUGCCAUGGAGGUCCUCUCAGAGGUCAAGGGGAGGCAGGUAGAGACAGAGCCUCUGCAGGCCCUCCAAGCUGUGGCCCCAGAGCCCCGAGGCAGCUGAGUUCUUGUGUUCAGUCAGACAGCACUUAGCGGGCACUGCAGUCAAUCAGAGAGCACUUACUGGACACCGUAGGCAGCAAGCAUUUAUUGAGCACCUCUGGCAAUUGAUGAACGCUUCCUGAGCACCUGCUCACGGCAGGCAUAGCUCUGAGUGUGGAGUGGUGAGGAAUGCCACAGGCUAAGUGGUGGCCUGGGAGCUUCCCAGGGGGGCUGAAGCAGGAGGGGCUGCCUGAGGGGGUCAGCAGCCCACCCCAGUGCCCUACGAAGCCCUGCCCACACCCCCAACCCAGCCUCUGUCUCCCCAGUCCCAUCCCCCACACCCUGGUCCCUCCCACUUUGUGCCUCAAGGACACUGCCCCUCUGCCCUCCUCACUCCCCAGCGUCUGCUGUCCCCUCCGCUGCUGCUCCCAAAAGGAUUGCUCUGUGUCUCAUCCUGUCCCUGUGGAGUCCCUCUCCUCUCCCCAGAACUGCCAGCCUCAUGCCCCCUCUCAGAGCUUUUUUUUCUUUUUUCUUUUUUUUGAAAUGGAGUCUUGCUCUGUCACCCAGGCUGGAGUGCAGUGGUGCAAUCUCAGCUCACUGCAAAUUCUGCCUCCUGGCAGAUUCUCUUGCUUCAGCCUCCCGAGUAGCUGGGACUAUAGGUGCCCGCCACCUUCCUGGACUAAUUUUUGUAUUUUUAGUAGAGGCAGAGUUUCACCACGUUGGUCAGGCUGGUCUCAAACUCCGGACCUCAGGUGAUCUGCCUGCCUCAGCCUCCUAGAGUCCUGGGACUACAGGCGUGAGCCACCACAGCCGGCCUCAGAGCCUCUCAUUCCCACUUUUUCCCCAAAACUGCACCCCUUGGGGUCAUCAGCGACCUUCACAGGGUCCCAAACAGUGCCCCAUUUUACAGAAGAGGAAACCAAGGCCCCGAGAGGUGAGGCAGCCAACCCAGGAUCACCACCCACACCCAGAAGUGCCAGGAUUCCCACCCAGACCCUGCCACCAAGCUCCACCUUAUCUUGGCCCAGUUUCACCCCUCAGGUGCCACCUCAUGCCCUGGCUCCAUCUCAGACAACCCUGACCCUCGCCCCUGCUCCCCAGCCUAACCAAAGCUGGGCCAGGCAGACACUGAAGACUGAGCAGGUGCGGCCAGCACCUUUGUCCUGCUCUCACCUGGAACCUCCGGGCCCCCAACAGCCCUUGCACCAAUGACUGCCAUCAAAAUAAUCCUGACUAUACACCCACCAUGUCCCCAGCCCUGGGCUAAAGUCUUCGCAGGGAUCAUCUCAUUUCAUCCCCAGACAGCCCCAAAAGGCAGUCUCACCCCAAAUACAGAUGGACAGAGAGGCUCUGCCAGGCAUGGUGUUUGGCACCUGUAAUCCCAGCUACUCAGGAGGUUGAGGCAUGAGAAUCACUUGAACCCAGGAAGCAGAAGUUCCAGUGAGCCAAGAUGGCGCCACUGCACUCCAACCUGGGCGACAGAGUGAGACUUCGAGCCCCUGCCCCUGCCCCCACCAACAAAAACAAUAAGGACACAGCCAGAGAAGAGCAGCCCCGGGCCUGGUGUGUUUCUAGUCCUGCCUGCCUCUGAUGCACGUGUGAUGCAGGCCUGGCACCGGCCCUCUCUGCAUUUCCUUUUAUUUUCCUUUCUUUUUUUAAAAAAAUUAUUUAUUUAUUUAUUUGAUAAAGAUGGGGUUUCACUAUGAUGGCCAGGCUGGUCUUGAACUCCUGACCUGAGGUGAUCCACCCACCUCGGCCUCCCAAAGUGCUAGGAUUACAGGUGUAAGCCACCGUGCCCGGCCUAUUUUCCUUUCUUUCUUUCCCUUUCCUUCUUUCCUCUCUUGCGCUCUCUCACUCUGUCACCCAGGCUGGAGUGCAGUGGCACGAUCUCGGCUCACUGCAACCUCUGCCUCCCUGUCUCAAGUGAUCCUCCUGCCUCAGCCUCCCCUGUAGCUGGGCCUACAGGUUCACACCACCACUGCCAGCUAAUUUUUUGUAU